Molecule: messenger RNA, 695 nt
Organism: Vitis riparia (riverbank grape)
Lineage: Eukaryota; Viridiplantae; Streptophyta; Magnoliopsida; Vitales; Vitaceae
Product: transmembrane protein 230-like
Exons: 2
Coding region: 116-427 (103 amino acids)
Cellular component (GO): endomembrane system
Source: RefSeq, a predicted model, not a curated record
GGAUAAAAGCACCCACCCCCGCGCAACACAGUGAAAAGAAGAAGCCGAGUCUUCAGACGUUUCAUCGAACACGCAAAGAGCGAAUUCUGAGAAGCCUUCCACCUCCGGCUCUCCAAUGGCGUACGUCGACCACGCUUUCUCCAUCUCCGAUGAGGACAUCAUGAUGGAGACCUCUUACAUCGUCCACAACCGCCCUCCGAUUAAGGAGAUCGCCCUCGCCGUCGCGCUCCUCGUCUUCGGAACCCUAGGGAUCAUCCUCGGCAUUCUCAUGGUCUACAACAGAGUCGGCGGCGACAGAGCUCACGGGUUGUUUUUUGCUAUUUUGGGGGCGAUCUUGUUUAUUCCCGGGUUCUAUUAUACGCGGAUUGCCUACUACGCGUACAAGGGGUACAAGGGGUUCUCUUUCUCCAAUAUACCGCCUGUUUGAUGCUGGUGCAGCUGAUUUUCUCUCGUGUACAUACGUGGCUUACUGAGUUCGAUGUUCUUUUAACUUUUUUUGGUGGAUUUACUUGGUUAUUUUGUUUGAAUAAUGUGUAUUUAGCUGCUACGUGUUAAAACGAGGGCAUUACCGUGGUGAAUUAUUGUAUUUGUUCUGGAGUCACCAGUGGUUUUACGGAACAAUCAAUGUAUUGAAGCCUUCUAUAAUUCUAAUUAAAGGUUCCUCUACGGACACUGCAUCUUCCCAUUAUGAAAAA